UACCGGAAUGAAUACAAGUUUCCCUCAGAAGGGGAUUUUAGUGGUCUGCACUAAAUGAAUUCCCACAAGUGUAGUAAAAUAAAUACAUCAAUAACAAGAUGGUUUGCUGUUCUAUACGAAGUGUCGUAUUAUUACUCGUUUAAAUGUAUCGAAAGAUAAAGAAUUGUAGAGAAGAAUCUAUUGGUAUGAAAUUUAUGACGAACAUCCAUUAAGAUUGCUGAUUAAUUCCCUGAACGACUUUAUUCUUGUGAGAGGCCGUUCAUCUAAAAUCAGCAUGCCACAGGACGUUGUACAGAAUCACGCAGGAAAACCUAAAAGCAAGCGUAUUAACAUUCCCCGAGUACAAAGUAGCGCAGAGAGUGAAAUUCACAACCUUCAGAGCCACAGUUUUCGCACAGACAUGGAUGGUGACAGCAUGAUUCCACCGUUGUUUAGAGCUCGGCUUCACGAACUCUUCCUGCAGAUUGAGAAGGAAUUUGAAACUUUGUACACAGAAAAUGUGAAUUUGCAAGAAAAGAUUGAAAAUCUGAAUGAGAAGCUGGAGCGUGAAUCAUUCAUUGGCGAUAAGCAGAGUUAUGACCUCACAGAUUUUGAUAAUUCUUCAUCCAAGAGCUUGUCUAAACAGAAAUCUGUUACAGGAUCUGGGUCCCAAAAAAUCAAGACAGCACACAAACUGAAGGCCCAGACAAGCAAGAUUGUGUCCAGUUUCAAAGGGCCCACUGUAAGUUGCUCUCUUGUACGAGAGUACUCUGGCCACAAGGAUGGGAUAUGGGAUGUGGCUGUAGCUCGUGCUGGACAGCCCAUUAUUGGGACAGCUGCAGCAGACCACACUGCAUGUGUGUGGAGCAUCGAGACAGGUCGAUGUCUACUCCAGUACCAGGGACAUUCGGGUUCUGUCAACUCUAUUCGUUUUCACCCCAGCCGAGACCUGGUUCUGACAGGCAGCGGUGACCAGACGGCUCACGUGUGGCAAGCUGUGGUCACGUGGGACCAGGCGAAAGGACACUCGUCAGAAGAAGACAUAGAUCUAUGUGAGAAAGAUGAGUAUGAGGAGGAAGUGGGUACAUCAGAGGGAAUGCCAAGUCUGCGCACUCCUGUCUGUGAGUUUACAGGUCAUACGGGUGUUGUGAUGGCAGCAGAUUGGUUGCCUGGUGGUGAUCAGGUCAUUACAGCCUCGUGGGAUCGAACAGCCAGCCUGUAUGACGUGGAAACCAGAGAACUGCUACAGUCGCUUAGUGGUCACGAUCAGGAACUGACUCACACUUCAUCCCACCCUACCCAACGCCUUGUCGUUACAUCAUCACGGGACUCCACAUUUCGGCUGUGGGAUUUUCGUGAGCCGAUCCAUUCCGUCUCGGUAUUCCAGGGCCACACAGAGACAGUGACAUGUGCAGUGUUCACAAGGGAAGACAAAGUGGUGUCAGGAUCAGAUGACAGAAGUGUCAAGGUAUGGGACCUACGCAACAUGCGGUCCUCACUCGCAACAAUCCGAUCUGACUCGGCAGCAAACCGCCUGGCCGUUUCAAACACCGGAGUAGUGGCUAUUCCUCACGACAACAGACAAGUGCGACUCUUCGAUCUAGGUGGUCAGCGGCUUGCCAGACUGCCUAGAACAAGUAGACAGGGACACCGGCGUAUGGUGAGUUGUGUGGCAUGGGGAGAUGAUUCAGCAAACCUCUCUUGCAAUUUCUUCUCCUGUGGGUUCGACCGUCUCAUCCUUGGCUGGUCUAUCAGCACAUGCCUCAAGGAUUCUUAAUAAGCACAUGCUUCUAUAAUAUGUACAUAUGUGUCAGUAGUAACGGUGUUGACAUAUUAGUUAUAAUCUCUUGUUAUCACAUCCUAAAAUUUGUUUUGAAAUGUUUUAAUAUACAUGUAUUUAAACAUAAGUGCAAUGUUAAUAAAUAAUUAAACAACUGUUGAUCACAGCUCUUGAAAAUAUCCAAAAAGCACUGAAUAAAAUGCAGCAGUGGCGCUAUUUAAUGUU
Molecule: messenger RNA, 1984 nt
Organism: Zootermopsis nevadensis
Lineage: Eukaryota; Metazoa; Arthropoda; Insecta; Blattodea; Termopsidae
Product: WD repeat domain 37
Molecular function (GO): protein binding
Source: RefSeq, a predicted model, not a curated record